Adineta steineri is the source of this 1452-nucleotide messenger RNA. Lineage: Eukaryota; Metazoa; Rotifera; Eurotatoria; Adinetida; Adinetidae. The record is from the annotation of a GenBank genome assembly.
AUGUCAUAUCAACAUAAUUCUCAAUCAUUAUCAUCGGAAUCUACAUCUGAUGUUUAUUCUUUGAAAGAAAGCAAUAGUACACCAUAUAAACGACGAAAACAAACAGGUCAAGCUCUGGAAGCUUUAGGUCAGCUUUUCAAAAAUGCAGCUAAUGAUGAAUCAGAUGGAAAUCGAUUUAAUAAAAAUGAUAUACUUAGUUUAACAUUAUCCCGUCUUUUACGACAUAAAUAUUGGCCAUCUGAUCCAUCUAACGAAAAUGUUCAAUUAGCAUCUGAUAUACAAAGUUCAUCUAUUGAAAAUGAUCUUACAGGUUUUAUUAUUGUACUUAAUACAAGUGGUCGAAUUAUAUUAAUCAGUGAUAACGUGGAACAAUAUUUACGAAAAAAUGUGCGAUCACUUUAUCCACAAUUAACAACUAUCUAUGAUUGUAUAAGUAAAGAUGAUCAUGAAGCUAUACAUCGAAUGCUUUCAAUACCAACAGUACAUGAAAAAUCUGCUAUUUGCACAUGGAUAUUACCAAGAGGUAAACGACCUAAUCGAUCACAAAUAGAAACAAAAUCAAUGCUUUUAACAGGUCAUUUUUUCUCAUUUGAUAAUAAUGAAACUAAAGAACCAUUAUUUGUUGCACGUUGUGAACAAAUUCUAUCAAGUGUGCCAUAUGUUCCAACAAAUAAUAAUGGUGUCCCAAGCGCAACAACACUUCGUUUUGUUCUUACUGAUCAACUUAAUAUCAGUGAAAUAUCAUCAAAUACGGAUUUAUUAUUAGGUUACAAACCGAAUGAAUUAAUCGAUCAUUCUAUUCGUCAAAUUUUACCAUCGGAAUGUCUUGAUAUAUUAGAACAAGCAAAACAAAAUUGCUUUUCAGGUGAACAUUGUACAUCAAUGAAUGUACUCGAUCUAUUUACAAGCAAUGGUGAUCGACUUACAUUUCUUUGUAAUACACAUAUAUUAAUUGCAGGUCGACGUAAAGCAAUGAAACUUGGUUUUAUAGCUCAACUUAUUGACCCGUCAAUUCGAUAUGAAUGUCUUAUCUAUGCUAAUAAACAAAAUAUUGAAAGGCAAAAAGCUUCUAUACAACAAGAAUCAAUAUUUAUGUCAAAUAUGAUAUUAAAUAAUUCAACAACAACAAAUGUUUCAAUGGUAUCAAAUAAUCAAUAUUUAUCAAUAAAUAAUGCACCAAAAUAUAAACGUCAACGAAUUGAUUAUGAAUAUAUGGAAAAGGAAAAUUUUAUUCAUGUUAAUCAAUAUAAACAAUGUGUUCAAGUACCAUAUGAAAUGAAUUUUAAUAAUAAAUUUUCAUCAUCGAAACAGGAACUUGGUCAUAUUGAUGAACUUUUUAGUUGGCUCGAUGAAGAAAAUAAAAAAACAAAUUAUGACAUGGCAACAUCUAAUAUUAAUUAUGAUGAAUUUGGUCUAUUAACACCACCAAUGUUAGAAAUGAACUUCUUUUAA